This is a messenger RNA of Papilio xuthus (Asian swallowtail), 1778 nucleotides long. RefSeq names its product calcium release-activated calcium channel protein 1. Gene Ontology annotation, molecular function: store-operated calcium channel activity. The coding region runs from base 111 to 1280 and encodes 389 amino acids. Gene Ontology annotation, biological process: store-operated calcium entry. The record is from RefSeq and is a predicted model, not a curated record. NCBI's taxonomy places the organism in Eukaryota, Metazoa, Arthropoda, Insecta, Lepidoptera, Papilionidae. Gene Ontology annotation, cellular component: membrane. The transcript has 8 exons.
CUCGUAGUUUAUAUUCUGUGCAGAAGUGAUACAGCACAUAUUACAAUGGAUACAUCGAAGCGUUUUAUAACACUAAAUAAGGAAUUUUGAUAAACCUACACCUUCGAACGAUGCUUUUACUACCCUGCAGCAACAUGUUAGAUGUGCCAGACAAUGUAUCAGAAUCCAGCUACGUAACGAGCGUGGAAGACGCGAGCCGCGUGGACCAAUGCACGCAGACCCCCAGCAGCAAGGCGCGGCCGCGUACGCUCCAAAGGUACCACACUACCGACCACCUCUACGAGAGAUCGCACAGAGUCCACCGGCUUAGGCACGAGCUCAGGCCCAAAAGCCUAGGCCUCAGUGACUCGUACCCUUGCUUUGGAAAGCCGCCGAGCUAUGAGUGCGGAACUACACCCAAAUUAAAGGUAAGCGUGACCGACAGUCCUACGAUCUCUAUCAGCCCUCCGCACAGCUUGGACUACGUAUGCCAGAAGGGAAGUCCUGGCAGCGUGACGCCCAACGGAAUGCUCUCCAGCAAAUCCACGGCAACCACAGUACUGCUAAGCCCCAGUUAUCUACAGACGACCUGUCAUUGCAGUCAAUCUAUUAAGAGUGUGAGUGAGGUGGCGCUGACGAUGCCAGCUGGGUCUGGUGGCGCUGCGACAGGCGUGGGAUGGAGUGAGGAGGUACCGGGCUUGGCUUCAGACGGGCUCUCGUGGCGACGUCUGCACAUGUCCCGUGCCAAACUUAAAGCAACCGCCACCACGUCAGAACUGCUCUCAGGUUUCGCGAUGGUAGCUAUGGUAGAGUUACAGAUCAACGAGCCUACAAACGUGCCCGAAUGGCUAUUCGUUAUGUUCGCUGUGUGCACGACUGUGUUAGUGGCCGUGCAUAUAUUUGCUCUCAUGAUCUCUACGUAUCUGCUACCUAAUAUCGACGCGGUCAGCAAGAUGGAAACGCCAGGCGGACCGACGCGUGCACUCAGAGAUUCGCCGCACGAACGCAUGCGGGGAUUUAUAGAGCUGGCUUGGGCGUUUAGUACUGUUUUAGGUCUGUUCCUAUUCCUGGUGGAGAUAGCAAUUCUUUGCUGGGUGAAGUUCUGGGACUACUCGUUUGCGGCCGCGACCGCAGCCACCGUCAUCGUGAUACCAGUUUUAAUAGUAUUCGUUGCGUUUGCCAUUCAUUUCUACCAUUCGCUGGUGGUGCAGAAGUGCGAGACCUCCGUCCAGGACAUUGAGCAGCUAGAAACUAUGAAGCGGGAGCUCGACACAGCCACCGUUAAAGUCAAUAUGUUCUAACGAUUAUCGAUACAUGAAUGUACAAAUCGAUUUAACUCGAUCAUUCAUCGAUUAAAAAGAGAUCUGUGGACCAUAGACAAACCUGUCUCGUUUUUAAUCUAUGAAUGAACUGUCACUGUCAUUAAAAAAUGACGGAAAAUGUUCGAUAUUUGUAAAAUAUCAAGUAUUCAUUGUAUAUUUAUAAUAAGUGUUUUAAUAAACCGUUAUACGAGUAAAUACUAUAAAAAGUUACAAUAUAGACACGUACCAAUGUGAUGUGAAAUGUUUUCUAACCUUAAAACUGUGAGUGCACUGUCAAAACACCGGUACAAGAAUAACAUGUUUUUCUACAAGUGUUUCGAUAGUGCAAACCGGUCAACAGAAAACUAAUUCUGUUAUUUAUGUCUUAUUAAUUAUACUUAUCAUUUUAAUCUUACAGAGAUUAUCCUUGAUUAUGUAUUAAUUUUAAAAUGCUUUAACAUAUUAAGUGUUCACAGUCACAAACAAUUGAGUCAUUCA